AUGCCAAGCGGACUCCGGGAACUGGAUGCCAGCCAAUGGAAAACUGGGGAAACCCAGGCCUACCUAAAAGCUGCCAUGUCUACUUCAGAUGGCGAUCCCAGCUUGACAGCAGAGGAGCGAUAUACGCAGUCGCUCACAUAUGGCCUAAUCAUUGGUACAUCGGUCUUGUCGAUGAUUCUUUACACAAGGUCCGUAAUUAUCAAAAAGUUUGGAUUCGACGAUAUUGCUGUCUGCAUCGCGUUGGUGAUUACGCAAUUCUUUAAUGGAUUGGGAAUUGCGGUCGUCUACUAUGGAGAAGGGCGCCACUUUGACAAAGUUUCUAGUGCAGAUAGAGCAACUUGGCUAAAGCUCUAUUAUGCAGCAAUGUGCAUGUAUCUGUACGCUUCACUGUCUGUCAAAAUCAGCUUGCUGUUAUUCCUACGACGGAUAUUCGUCAAAGUCCUAUUUUCGCUCUCCGGCUCUCUCGUUCUAGCCUUCCAAUGUGACCCUCCAAGGGCCGCAUACGACUUGACUAUCAAAAAUCCGAAAUGCUACACGCAGUACAAGCUAUUUCAGAUUGUACUAUACCAAGCAGUGCUUAUUUUCGCAUGCGAUGUUCUCACCUUGCUUGCGCCACUGCCAAUCCUGUGCAAACUGCACAUGCCCAGGAGGAAAGUAGCUGCCUUGCUUGUGAUCUUUGGAACAGGUAUCAUCGCCUGCAUCGCCCCCGUCGUCCGCUUCAGCACGCUGGACUACCUACGCAGAGGCACCACAGACCUUACCUACGACUCAGCAUCAUCGCUAUACUGGAUGUCCAUUGAGUUCAAUCUAGGCCUCGUCGCUGGAUCUCUCUCAUCUCUAAAACCAUUGCCCCUUUUCCGCCGCUUCGGGUCAACCUUAGAUUCAAAAUACAAGGAGUCAACAGGAGAUACACAACAUGAGCUCCACGGUGUGCACAAGAUACAAAUCAUAAAAAGUGGCGGGAAAAAGAAACCUAGCGGGGGAAUGGGGACAACCAUACUGGCGGAAACUGUUAACGAGAGUCAGGAACACAUUUUCACCACAUCUGCCUCGUUCGAGAUUUUGGGACCUACGGACGAAGCAGUCAAGGAACAUAGUGAGUGGUGGGUUUCAAAUGUGACUGACAACACCCUCAAGGCUGCGUUUCGGGAAGUCUAUGAAGUGAUGCUCGACAAUGGCCUUGAUCUUGAGUAG
Molecule: messenger RNA, 1194 nt
Organism: Penicillium soppii
Lineage: Eukaryota; Fungi; Ascomycota; Eurotiomycetes; Eurotiales; Aspergillaceae
Exons: 10
Coding region: 1-1194 (397 amino acids)
Source: RefSeq, a predicted model, not a curated record